Messenger RNA from Aspergillus versicolor CBS 583.65, 300 nucleotides. RefSeq lists its product as uncharacterized. The transcript has 2 exons. Lineage: Eukaryota; Fungi; Ascomycota; Eurotiomycetes; Eurotiales; Aspergillaceae. Bases 1 to 300 code for a protein of 99 amino acids. The record is from RefSeq and is a predicted model, not a curated record.
AUGGUUCGACGCCGGGCUUGGACCCACAAUACCGGCGGUGGGUCAUUUCCGACUCUAAGAGAUGAGGUUGGAAAGCCCUUCUGGGGCACGCCGGGCCGUUAUCUCCCCAAAAACAUGCUUCUGAGCCUAGUGGAGGCCCUAGGCCAUGAGUACAAAGACCUGCUAGACUGGUCCGGUUAUAAUACUGCGUGUGGCGAUAAGAAUCUCCUUUUGGAGGGAAAAGAUAGGGGUGGCGAUGAGAGCGACGAAGAAGACAGCGAAGAUGAAGACAGUGAAACAGAUGGGGAUGAAGCCUCGUAG